This is a messenger RNA of Nanorana parkeri, 4223 nucleotides long. RefSeq names its product adenosine deaminase, RNA specific B1 (gene ADARB1). Gene Ontology annotation, biological process: adenosine to inosine editing; RNA processing. Gene Ontology annotation, molecular function: double-stranded RNA adenosine deaminase activity; double-stranded RNA binding; tRNA-specific adenosine deaminase activity. The coding region runs from base 155 to 2425 and encodes 756 amino acids. The transcript has 11 exons. Gene Ontology annotation, cellular component: nucleolus; cytoplasm. The record is from RefSeq and is a predicted model, not a curated record. NCBI's taxonomy places the organism in Eukaryota, Metazoa, Chordata, Amphibia, Anura, Dicroglossidae.
GAAGACUGAGACCUCUUUUAAAAGAGGGCAUGUGUGCUGCUUGGCAUGUUAAUAGAGGGUUAACUGCUUGCUCUGCUCUGGUGCUUCCUAUAAAGAGGCAGCGUUACCCAGUUAACCGGGCUGUCAGUUAUAGUACUCUGACCUUCAGCUUGCCAUGGCAUCUGUUCUGGCUGGUACUGUUAACAUGGAAAACCUUUUCAGCCUCAUGAGGCGUCGUUUUAAGAGGAGACGGAAGAAGCGUUCUGAAAGAAAAGGCUUCACCACAAAAGCAAUGGCAGAAGAGCGAGGCACCCUUCGCCAGUCUAGAAAGCAACAAAAGUAUUUCACCAUGGAUGUGGAUGAUGAAGAAAAUAUGAGUUCAAGCAGCACUGAUGUUAAAGAAAACCGUAACGUGGAUGGAGUUUCCGCAAAAGAUGGGAAUGGCCAAACAACUGGGGAGGGGGCUCAGCUCUCCAAUGGGGGUGAGGGAAGCAACAGAAAAAGACCAUUGGAGGAAGGUAAUAAUGGACAUUCCAAGUUUCGGCCGAAGAAGAGGAAGAAAACUCCAGGACCUGUGUUGCCGAAGAAUGCUCUCAUGCAGCUGAAUGAAAUAAAGCCUGGUUUGCAGUAUAAGCUUCUCUCUCAGUCUGGGCCAGUCCAUGCACCUGUUUUUAUCAUGACUGUCGAGGUUAAUGGACAGGCUUUCGAGGGUUCAGGACCAACAAAGAAGAAAGCCAAGCUUCAUGCAGCUGAAAAGGCUUUACGGUCCUUUGUGCAAUUUCCAAAUGCAUCAGAAGCCCAUAUCGCUAUGGGCAGAACACAAUCUGCAAACACUGAUUUCACUUCUGACCAGGCUGAUUUUGCUGACACAUUGUUCAAUGGAUUUGAGAAGCAAGAACAGUCUGAUCAUGCAUUUUUCUUGGGAUCUAACGGAAAUGAAGCUUUAAGUUCUUUGGGCGACUUCAGCAUUACAUUGGUUGGAUCUGGCAAUCUAGUCCAGUCUCCCCUUCCUACCCCAUCUCUUUUUCCACCAGCAAGUGGAAAAAAUCCUGUAAUGAUUUUAAAUGAACUACGGCCUGGUCUGAAGUAUGACUUUGUCUCAGAGAGUGGGGAAAGUCAUGCUAAGAACUUUGUCAUGUCAGUCACCGUGGACAAUCAAACAUUUGAGGGUUCUGGAAGAAACAAGAAGCUUGCUAAAGCACGGGCUGCUCAGUCAGCUUUGGCAUCUCUCUUUAACUUGCAGCUGGAUCAGACCCCCUCCCGACAGCCUAUUCCAAGUGAAGGACUACAACUGCACUUACCUCAGGUUCUGGCUGAUGCUGUUGCGCGUUUGGUUGUAGAUAAGUUCAGUGAACUAACGGAUAACUUCACAUCCCCGCAUGCGCGGCGGAAAGUCUUGGCUGGUGUAGUCAUGACAACAGGAACCGAUGUGAAAGAUGCCCAGGUCAUCAGUGUUUCUACUGGAACAAAAUGUAUUAAUGGAGAGUACAUGAGUGACCGUGGUCUUGCAUUAAAUGACUGUCAUGCUGAGAUCAUAGCACGCAGGUCACUGCUGAGAUUCCUCUACACACAGCUAGAGUUAUUCCUAAGCACUAAGGAAGAUCAUCAGAAGUCCAUUUUUAUUAAAUCUGAACGCAGUGGAUUUAGGCUGAAAGACAAUGUUCAGUUUCAUCUCUACAUCAGCACAUCGCCGUGUGGGGAUGCUCGUAUCUUUUCACCUCAUGAAGCUGGACAGGAAGAGCAGGGUGAUCGCCACCCAAACCGAAAAGCCAGAGGACAGCUUCGAACCAAGAUCGAGUCUGGAGAAGGAACUAUUCCAGUAAGGUCCAGCAGUACUAUCCAAACCUGGGAUGGUGUUCUGCAAGGAGAGCGACUACUAACCAUGUCUUGCAGUGACAAGAUUGCAAGGUGGAAUGUUGCAGGCAUUCAAGGAUCCCUGUUUAGUCUUUUAGUAGAGCCAAUUUACUUAUCCAGUAUUAUCCUGGGCAGCCUGUACCAUGGGGAUCAUCUUUCAAGGGCCGUGUACCAGAGGAUAGCCGAUAUUGACGACUUACCACCACUUUAUAGUCUCAACAAACCAUUACUCAGUGGUAUUAGUAAUGCUGAAGCCCGCCAGCCAGGAAAGGCCCCCAGUUUUAGUGUGAACUGGACAGUGGGAGAUACUGGUCUUGAAGUCAUUAAUGCUACUACUGGCAAGGAUGAGAUGGGUCGUGCAUCUCGAUUGUGCAAACAUGCGCUGUACAGUCGGUGGAUGCGUCUUUAUGCAAAGCUUUCUUCCAACUUGAGAACAAAGAUUGGAAAACCGAAUUUAUACUACGACACCAAGCAGUCAGCCCCAGAAUACCAAGCAGCAAAAGAAUGCGUCUUCAAAGCCUUCCAGAAGGCAGGUCUGGGAGCCUGGGUCAAGAAGCCUAUAGAGCAAGACCAGUUCCCUCUUACUGUUUAAUCUCAUGAACGUGUUUUAUUUUCUGUAACCAGACGGAGGUAUAUGGACACUAUUUGAGAACCUAGUUAUGAUGUCCUUGUAUCUCUGAUGUGCCAAUCAUCUUCAACUGCUUUUUUACCUCCCUUUUUCCUAUAUCAAUAACUUUUAGGUCAUACCAAGAUUGUUUUAUAGUCAGAAAAAGUGUUGAUUUUAUUUAUUCCUUAGUGACCAAAGGCAGUAUAUAUUUUUGUUUUUGUAAACACCUGCCUCAGUUCUUAUUUUAAGUAAAAUGUAUCUUUAGCUGGAUAUCUCUCACCUCUGUAAAUUGUAGAUAAUUAAAAUGGCACCAGUGUGCUAAACAGGCAGCUGAGAUGAACUAGGAAAAGUUUUUAUUCUGUUUCGCAGAUGUUAUUGAUGGUGGUUUUACACUGUACUUUUCAAGUGGGAGUAUUUCAUUUUGAGCUUUUUUAGUUUUUUUCUUUCUUCCCUGUCCUGGUUUUGUGAAUUUUAGCCUGCUGUUUGACAUCAACAUAGCCAGCAAGACUCCAUUUUUGGGUUGGUAACUUCCUGUUCUACCUCUCCCAGAAGUUUGCUGAUUGAGAGAGUCAACAUAUAGUACCCUUCCUCUUAUAGUAAAAGGGUUUAAAACCAGCUGCUGAACAUUAGUGUCCUGUGUGUCUAUUUAUUAAUGUGUGGCUAUGAUUUUAUUACUCCGCUUUGAUUCUGUAUUUACUUCACAUUCACACACAUUGUGAAGUCAGAUUUUUACCAUUGCUAACUGGAACAGAUCUAUAUUUGUAUUUUCCUUGAUCUCUAGACUGUGGUUGUGAAGCAGAGUCUACAUAGAAGUAGCUUGUUUGCUGGAAUUGCAGCCAGUGUGUACAGACUAAAGAGAUUCUUCUUAUUCCAUGCAAAGGUGUUACAACAACCUGGGACAGGAAAGGCACAUAACAUUUGUGUGCGUUUGCCUCUCUCGUGAUGUCUUUUUACCAAAGCAUUUUGCUUUGCUAAAUUGUAGUGUGAAAUAAAAUGAGGUGUCUGCUUAUUAAGCAUGCUUUUACCACUUUUAAAGUAUGUAUAUAUUGACUUAACUGGCAUAUAGGAUCUGGGUCUCCUCACUAAUUUGACCAUGUCAAUAUAGCAGAUGUCUCUGUUGUGGUCACAGUCAUUUUAUGAUGAUCCUCUUUCCUAUAGAUGUAUCCAUUAUGGAUUAACGGUAUGAAAAAUUCUGUAUUGUCAUUUGUUUUCACUAUGGGGCAGGCAAGCAUGGAUAGAUUAAUGUUGUACAGCAACUAGAUGUUAGAUAGCCAGCAACUGUUCUUCUUCCACUUUAUCCUGGUUAAACAAGAAUAAACUGUCCAGGCAUAACCAGUAGAAUCUCUCUGGCUACAGAGCUGUUAAUAGCUCAUGCUUUAUAUAAAAGGCUUCGACCUUGUGUAGAACUUUAUGAAGCACAGCACAUUAAGCAGCUCGUUGAGUUUCAGCAAGUGAGUUCUGUUUUGGUUAGGUCUAAUACUAUAUGAAAUAUAACUUAUGUCAGUCAACUGCUCCCAUGCCUGCUGGUCACAGUUCUUAUAACUCAUCAAAAACCUUUUUUUGUGAAUGGAAAUGUUCUCUGUAAAUGGAACAUGAAGGCCAAGUCAUCUGCAGCCUUAUUGCAAUCCAGUUCCAUUAUUCUGUAAGUGUAGCAAUUUCUCAGUGUGUGUGCCCAGCUGCUGCACAUUGUGCUUGGAACAAUCAGAAUAAACAUUUUAAAGUUGUACACAAUAAAGCAGGGAUUGUGUUUGUAUAUAUAAAAUAUAUCUAUACUUUAAGGUUG